Messenger RNA from Heteronotia binoei (common prickly gecko), 1774 nucleotides. RefSeq names its product geranylgeranyl diphosphate synthase 1 (gene GGPS1). NCBI's taxonomy places the organism in Eukaryota, Metazoa, Chordata, Lepidosauria, Squamata, Gekkonidae. The transcript has 4 exons. The record is from RefSeq and is a predicted model, not a curated record. Bases 442 to 1449 code for a protein of 335 amino acids. Gene Ontology annotation, biological process: isoprenoid biosynthetic process. Gene Ontology annotation, molecular function: prenyltransferase activity.
UUCCCCCAUCAGGAGAAUGUGGCGAUUGAGGCGGAAGGGGGUGGGGCUUUGUGCUUGUUGGGGUAGAGUUUAUGCGGGCCAAAAAGAGCGGUGGAGCGAGGUUAGUCCGGGCCAGUUAAAAGAAGCGGUGGAGGCGACGGUAGGUUAUGGUCGCCGCUGUUGAGGCAUAUAUUUUAUGAGGGGCCCCUUCCUGCCCCGCCUAUUCCGCGCGUUUGCUGUAAUGGGCCAGAAAGGAAGUGCCGGGUUUCAUAUCUCCUCCAAUUAUCCCUCCUCCCCCCCCCCUCGCUUCCUCAAGCACGUAUCCACGAGGCUCCGCCUUCCCCUGCCGAGCUUUAUAAAGAAGGGACGCCUGCUUCGCUUAAAAGGACGCAAUAGGUUUUUUUUUCCUGGUAUUGUGCGGGAUGGCGAAGUAGAAGCGGCUGACUACUUUGGAGCCUGUGUAUGACUGUCCUUUCUGUAUAUAAUGUGACUGUCAUUUCCCCACGAGUAGGUAUUCGGAACAGUUUAAUGCAGACUGAAUCACCCAUCAAAACAGAAACCUAUAAAAUGGAACAAUUAGAAGAAACGUCUAAAAGAAUUCUGUUGGAGCCAUAUAAUUAUCUACUUCAACUACCAGGUAAACAAGUCAGAACCAAACUCUCUCAAGCUUUUAAUCACUGGUUGAAUGUUCCUGAAGAUAAACUUCAGGUUAUCAUCGAAGUUACAGAAAUGUUGCACAAUGCCAGCUUACUUAUAGAUGACAUAGAAGAUAAUUCAAAGCUUCGACGAGGUUUUCCAGUGGCCCACAGUAUCUAUGGAAUACCAUCUGUAAUAAAUUGUGCAAACUUUGUGUAUUUCCUUGGCUUGGAAAAGGUUUUAACACUUGAUCAUGCAGAUGCUGUAACAGUAUUUACUCGCCAGCUGUUGGAACUCCAUAAAGGCCAGGGCCUGGAUAUUUACUGGAGAGAUACUUACACCUGUCCUACAGAAGCAGAAUAUAAAGCCAUGGUUCUGCAAAAGACAGGUGGCCUUUUUGGACUAGCUGUGGGCCUCAUGCAGUUGUUCUCUGACUACAAAAAAGAUUUAAAACCACUUCUUAACACCCUUGGGCUCUUCUUUCAAAUUAGAGAUGACUAUGCAAACUUGCACUCCAAAGAAUAUAGUGAGAAUAAAAGUUUUUGUGAAGACUUAACAGAAGGAAAAUUCUCAUUUCCUACUAUCCAUGCCAUAUGGUCCAGACCAGAAAGCACACAGGUGCAGAAUAUUCUACGACAGAGGACUGAAAAUGUAGAUGUAAAAAAAUACUGUGUACAUUAUCUUGAGAAUGUGGGUUCCUUUGAAUAUACACGGAAAACAUUAAAAGAACUUGAGUCUGAAGCUUACAGACAGAUUGAAUCUCUUGGGGGAAACCCUGAGCUAGUAGCAUUAGUUGAACAUUUAAGCAAAAUGUUCAAGGAGAAUGAAAACUGACACCAGUUGUUGGGCAUGUUGCUGGAAUCAAAGAAACAAAUGAAACUUGUUUCUGCCAUUGAUGCAUAGGGACAGAUCUCAAAUGUUUUUAGGGAUAAUGGGCUUUUGGCUAUAUACUGGAUUAUCUUUGACUUAUUUUCUGGUGCUCAUAUAAUACUGCAUAGUUACAAAGUUAAAUAUAGGUACCGUCUUACUCUAGCACUUCCAUUUCUUUUUUACUGUGGAUUUAUUUUCAUUUUGACCAAGGCAUGUAUUUAGAAACCAAUUACAAGAGGACAUGGAAGUUUCACCUUCAGUGUUUUAUUAAAUUUGCAUUUUUAUCCAA